This is a messenger RNA of Pichia kudriavzevii, 1437 nucleotides long. RefSeq lists its product as uncharacterized. Bases 1 to 1437 code for a protein of 478 amino acids. NCBI's taxonomy places the organism in Eukaryota, Fungi, Ascomycota, Pichiomycetes, Pichiales, Pichiaceae. Gene Ontology annotation, molecular function: histone deacetylase binding. Gene Ontology annotation, cellular component: Sin3-type complex. The record is from RefSeq and is a predicted model, not a curated record. The transcript has a single exon. Gene Ontology annotation, biological process: negative regulation of transcription by RNA polymerase II.
AUGAUGCUGCAUUCGCAAGAAGAUCCCCAAUAUCAGACACAGAUACAAUCGCAAGCUGAAGCACAGAUUCGUCUCCAGCAAAUGCACCACUUCCAACAAGUUCAGCAAAUGCAGCAAUUACAGCAAAUUCAACAGUAUCAGCAGUAUCAGCAGAUACAACAACUUCAGCAAAUACAACAGGUGCAUCAAUACCAACAACUGCCUCCGUUUCCGCAUAACUUACACCAUGAUCCACAUCCUCAGAAUAUGACUUUACCGUACCAAGCCUACCAAACAUUAGAGAUACAACAGCGGGAGCAGGCACACCUAAUCCAAGCUCAAGCACAUGCUCAGCAGCAGGCACAAGCUCAAGUUCAUGCUCAGGCACAACAAGCAUAUGCUUACCAACAGCAGCAGCAGCAGCAGCAGCAGCAACAACAACAGCUUGAACAACAGGAGCCUCAAAUACAGCCUCAAUAUCAGUAUCAAGCGGGAUCACACUCUCAACAAAACGGAAAUACUGAGCAGCCCCUUACAAAGAGAGCUCGUCGGAGAAUUCAAAUGCAAACCAAGUUGUCAAAAUUAGAGCAACAAUUUCUAGCCGAUAAAGAUGUUCAUUAUCGUGACUAUUUGAUUCAAUUACAAUAUAAUCUCAGUACUCUCUACACAAACGAAAACCCCGAAUAUCUUGAAAAAAUUAGAGACAAAGAGGAAUGGAGAGACAUGGAACUUGUACGACUAAGACUAGCUGAAGAAUAUCAGGUCAACUUCAUAAAUAAUUCAUUCAAGCAAGAAUAUGAACAAACGGUUGAAAACACCAAAGCUGUCAUUGAGAUGGUGAAAACCAAACUACGUGACGGGUUGUUAAAUAAAAUCAAACAAUUAAAGGAAGACAAAGCUUUAAUAGACAUUGUUACGUCUUCUAAAUCGGGUACUGUACAUACUUCUACACGAUCAAGAAACACAUUGAAUGAUGAGGACGGCAGUUUCGUAAGUAUGAACAGUAUACGUGGUAACCAUGAAGGCGGAGGAUACAACACUGAAGACGGUAAUAACAAUGGUAACACCUCUGGUUUUGAGACUAGCACCAGUAAUUUCUUUUUCUCGGGUGAACGUCGUUCAAGAAGAAAGAGAAAUCAUGAUAAUGCCCUGCUGCAUGAUUCUACCGUCACUAACUCUAAUGAUGACUCUUACGACUCAAGUGCCACAGGUGGACAUAGCUCUAGAAAGAAAAAUAGAACGAAUGGAAAUAUUUCUUCAGCCAACGAGGACGAGGGUAAGAUUUAUACCGAAAACCCUAUACUCAAUGAAUUUCUGUACGGCAAUAAAGGCAGCAUUGGAAGGAAGGAGAAGUUCAGUACUAGGCACACCAACAGGAAUUCUCCUUUAUGUCCACCGCUAAAACCUGAGGAAAUUAACGAGGAUUUAAAUCUUCUUAGGAGCAUAAGAAGAAAAUAA